Molecule: messenger RNA, 1027 nt
Organism: Tremella mesenterica DSM 1558
Lineage: Eukaryota; Fungi; Basidiomycota; Tremellomycetes; Tremellales; Tremellaceae
Exons: 2
Coding region: 73-837 (254 amino acids)
Biological process (GO): proteasome assembly
Source: RefSeq, a predicted model, not a curated record
CAACGUUCCCCUUGAAUGACUUUCACCCUGUGACUUCCUUUCUCCAUCAUCAUCAAUUUCUCGACAUACAUAAUGUCUAUACCUUCAUAUCAUCUAGUUAAGAAAGUACUCGGUAUCCCUACAGAACUUUUGAUCCAAACAUUCGACGACCGAAUCUUUGUGGUCAUCACUCAGAAUGGUAAAGUGGGAUGUUUAACACAAGCUACUCUUCUUUCUUCUAUACCUCUUAUUCGACCUUCAAACUUGUUUCCAACUCCGACUCCAACUCGUACUUCCAAUGACAACCCAACCAUUCCACCCAACCCAACUCCAACUCCAACUUCUACUUCAAAUGCCGAUCCAAUUAUUCCGACUCCAACUUCAAGUUCAAAUGACAACCUGACCAAUCCGAGUCUGAUCUCGAAAGAAGAUCCAACCAAUCCGAGUUUGACUUCGGAAGUAGACCCAACCAAUCUGACCCAAUCACACUCAAAAGAAAUAUCUCUCCCUCCACCUAAUCCAUCCCUUCAACUCCUCCCUCUGCUCGGAUCACCAAAAGAUAAAACGAUAAACGAUACUUACGUUUCUCAAAUCGCUACUUUGAUCUGGUGGAAUUUAGAUACUUUAAAUAUGAAACGACGUGGGGUCGUUGUUGGUUUAAGUUUGAUCGAUUCGUCUUUAUCUUCAUCUCAAGUACCGGCGAAUGAAGUUUUGAGUGGGGAUGAAGAGGGAAAGUUAUAUGGGAAGAUAGAAGGGGAAGGGGAAGGGGAAGAGGAAGAGGAUGUGAAGGGAGAAAUGAAUUUGGAAAGAGAAAGGUUUAAAGGGAUAAUGAAUAUGAUCAUCUCUUGGUCUGGAUAAGAACCACUAUUUGUUUUCCAAUUGAUGGAUUCAUAUCAUCUCGUUGGACAUUUUCAAUAGGCCAAGUACAAGUAGUCAUACUCUACAGUACGAGUACUCAACACCUAGCAAGGUGGGGGAGUGAUGGACAUUGAAAUUGAAGGAAGAGGAAAAAGAGCAAAUCAUGAAUAUGCAUAAUACAUCAUACAUC